AUGAGGCGGAAGAGUGAAGGACGGAAGAGUAUGUGGUCGCCAACGAAAGAGAAAGCGGAGAUCUCCAGAGCAAGACUUGGAGCAGCCGGCAAAAAACCGAGGGCACCGGAAGGCGGAGGAGAGAGACAACAGGUGCUAGCAACGGUGCUGGGCGGCGGUACGCGUCUGAAGGACGCCACAUCCGACCAGCAAGGGGUGGAGGACCAACUAGUUGAGGAUGCAGGUAACGGCAAUCAACCAGCGAGGGGCGUUGUGGCGGUGGAACAGCCCGUGGUGACGAUCAGACGGGUGCACUUCGAAGAUGAGCAGGUGUUCACGCGUGGGGUUGGCGAGACAGCACCGUUCAAGGGAGAGGAUCCUACGACAAAUGACCUCACUGCCGAGGUCAAAACCUCAGUAACCAGCUGUAUCAGGAUGGAAGCACUGCCCACGGAACAAGUGGACGCGGGGUGCCUGAGAGCUAACGGCAAGUAG
Messenger RNA from Phytophthora nicotianae INRA-310, 474 nucleotides. RefSeq lists its product as hypothetical. The transcript has a single exon. The record is from RefSeq and is a predicted model, not a curated record. The coding region runs from base 1 to 474 and encodes 157 amino acids. NCBI's taxonomy places the organism in Eukaryota, Oomycota, Peronosporomycetes, Peronosporales, Peronosporaceae.